AUGCUGGUGACUGGCCCAGAUGUCCUCAUCGCUCUGCUGUCACCAGAGGGGCUGGGCCAUUCGGGGUCUGCUCGUCCCAGUAAACCCAAGCUGGGCUCAAACGGCAGCUGCAGACCCGGGGGAAGCCCAAGACACGGCGUCCACCCCGGCCCCGAGCGAGCCCGAGCCUGGCCGGUGCGGGUAGGACUCUUCGAGUGCCAAGAGGACACGUCCUGGUCCCCUGGCCGGGGCGAGGCGGGGGCUGCCCAUCAGCACAUCAGCCCCGGCGUUGCCGAGAAGGGACGCGGCGCUGGGGGUGCUGAGCACCGGUGUCCCCCCCGUGCUGGGGCUUGCGCCACGCUUCUGACCCCACUCGGGACUUUUUCACCAGGAGCACGGAAAGGGGAGAGGGAGGAAGAGUGGGGAGGGACGAAGCGCUGCGCGGGGAGGGCUGGUGCUCGGCGGGGGGGUCGCGUCUGUCGGUGCGACGGGCCAGGCCUGGGGGGGUUUCACACUCGUUGUGCAACGGGCCAGGCCGGGGGGGGGUUUCACACUCGUCGUGCAACGGGCCAGGCCGGGGGGGGUUUCACACUCGUCGUGCAAUGGGCCAGGCCGGGGGGGUUUCACACUCGUCGUGCACUAGUGCAAAGGAAGGUCGGGCAGCAAAACCUGAGCCCCACGGGUGUGGGGAGCAGAGUGGGGAGCUGCGGGGAGACCAGAGGUGCAACGGGGGGGGGGGGGGGGCUUGGAGAGAGCCCGGGUGCUGCUCCGGGCACCUUGCAGGGAGCACAGCGAGGGAGCACGCCUCUCGGCUCCAUCUCGAGGGGAACCCGCCGCCGGCGUCUGUGGCAAGCGCGGCCAGGUCGUGCCGGGUCUGCGCCAUGCUUUGUGCUGACUUUUGGGGCGCGAGGAGCCGGGAGGAGCUGCUCUGUGCCUGCCCAAGGACGCUCCUGGGCUGUGCUCCCUCUGCGGAGAGGACGGUCCCGACGUGAGCCUUUAAGUGGCCAGCACGAUGCCAGGGACAAAACAGCAGCGAACGGACAAAAUGCCCAGACUGGCCGUGCUGGUGGGGCGGCCGGCGGCGGAAGGCGCAGACAGACAGACAGACGGACAAGAGCCCGGGGUGGCUUGGCGCCGCAGCGUUUUCACGGGUCCAUUUUUUUGUGGCUUGUGGAAGAGGUGACGCACAGACAGACUGGGGCUCAGUGGCUUCUGCCGCGGGUCGGGGAGCAGGCGUGGCGGACAGACUGA
Tyto alba (common barn owl) is the source of this 1230-nucleotide messenger RNA. Its product is annotated as translation initiation factor IF-2-like. Bases 1 to 1230 code for a protein of 409 amino acids. The transcript is spliced from 3 exons. NCBI's taxonomy places the organism in Eukaryota, Metazoa, Chordata, Aves, Strigiformes, Tytonidae. The record is from RefSeq and is a predicted model, not a curated record.